UCCGUUAGAAAGGCUUCUACGACGAAUUAUCGUAGUUUUCUUUAGUGUGUAUACUACCGUAAUGGAAGUUGAUGAACAGAGUUAUUUACUCGAUUUGAAAGGAACUAAAAGAAAUUCUGGAUUGUCAACAGUAUUCGCAGUAAUAUGUAUAUUGGAUGUAUUUGGUGUUUUUCCUGUGGUAACAUUACCGAAAACUAUAAUUAAUUGUGGCUAUUAUGGGCUCUUGGCAAUUCCCCUGUUAUGCUGUACCCAGAUUUAUACUGCAGCUCUCUUGGGCAGGUGCUGGGUUAUUGCAGAAAGAAUAAGCCCGUCGAUACAAAGAAAAAGUCGAUAUCCGUAUACUGCUUUGGUAGAAAUUUCAUUCGGGAAAAAAUUAGGCAGUUGGGUUUCUUUCCUUUUGGAUUUGACGAUUUUUUGUGGAGGGAUUCCUAAUUUAAUUGUUGCUUCACAGAAUUUGCAGCUUCUAGGACAACGAAUCAGCAAUGGAAAUGUCGAUAUAUCCUUUUGUUACUGGAUAAUAAUUGUUGGAUCCAUCCUCUGUCCUAUUUCAUGGUACGGUAGUCCAAAAGAUAUGAAGUUUUUAUGUUCACUAUCAGCGGGUAUUGCUAUCUCAGUAUUUUUUCUAACAUGUGGUUGCCUGCUGUUCAGCGAUGUCACCAGAAGUAAUCUUGAGGAUGACCUCUUGGAAGAAUCUCAUUCUUGGCGAGCGUUACUGAAAGCUUAUGGGAUUUUUGCUUUCCAGUUUGAUAUACAUCCAUCGAUAUUGACCAUUCAAAUGGACAUGUUUGAGAAAUCCCAGAUAACUAGAGCUCUGGUAGGAGGAUUUUCAGUUACAUUUCUCAUGUUCGGUAUAACUACGUCAAUAGCUUUCUGGAAAUAUGGAUAUGAUACGAAACCUAGCAUUUUGGAAACACUACCAACAACUGUGCCUCUACACAUUGCAGCUGCCUUUGUUGCUAUUCAACUCUGUCUAACAUCAACCAUGAGCAGUAGUGCGCUUUUUCAACAAAUGGAGGACUGUAUGAGUAUAAGGAGAGACUUCAACCCCAAACGCUGUGUUCUACGUUUUAUGCUUAUAGUCCUAGCAGUAGUCAUAGCUGAAUCAGUUCCCAAUUUCGAUCUGGUUAUGUCCAUCGUUGGAGGAACUCUAACCGGACCUUUGGUUUUUCUGUUACCACCAUUGAUCUUUAUGAAAAUGAGAUCGUUGCAAGAUGACCAUGAAGAUCAACUUACAUUGAUGAAUUUUUCGAAUAAUGUACGCGGAGGCGAUCGGAGGUUCACAGAACAGAAGUUUGAAGACAUUCAAUAUCAAAUGCCAACGAAUGACUUCAAAAUGUUUUUUGAUAAACACCUCGAAUCAAAAUUGUGCAUUUUCAUUAUUUUGUCAAGUGUCUUGUUAACGGUAUCUACGACUUAUUUGAAUAUUUCAAGUACAGCUUCAUUUUAUACUAAUGUUACCAAACCUUGUAUAUACAACGUUUCUCUAGCCUUAUUAUAUCUUUGAACACCAA
Molecule: messenger RNA, 1511 nt
Organism: Leptinotarsa decemlineata (Colorado potato beetle)
Lineage: Eukaryota; Metazoa; Arthropoda; Insecta; Coleoptera; Chrysomelidae
Gene: mah
Product: solute carrier family member mahogany
Source: RefSeq, a predicted model, not a curated record